Caretta caretta (loggerhead turtle) is the source of this 2835-nucleotide messenger RNA. RefSeq names its product thioesterase superfamily member 6 (gene THEM6). Lineage: Eukaryota; Metazoa; Chordata; Testudines; Cheloniidae. The record is from RefSeq and is a predicted model, not a curated record.
AUGACUCACUCCUCGUGGACCGAGGAGCUCGGGCUGCCGGCAGCAGCCGGGGGGGAAGGCAGCGGGCGGGGAGAGACGCCUGCUCCAGUGCGGGGCCAUCUCGCUGGCCGGUGCAGCCGAAGGCGCCGCGCCCCCGGCUCCGCAGGCAAAGGGGCGGUGCAAGGGGGCGGACUGAACGGGGCCUUGCGGCGCAGGACCGGGAGGAAGCAGCCGCUGCCGGGUCCCGCCCCUUCCCGGCAUCCCUGGACGCUGCCGGCAGGCGGGAGGCUGCGGCGCCCGGGCAUCCCUCCUCCCUUCCCUGCGGCGAUGCUGCUGGUGCUGCUGGGCGCGGGGGCCGCGCUGUUCGGCCUGCUGGACGCCUGGUACCUGCUGCGCCUGCCGCUGGCCGUGCUGCGCGCCCGGUGGCUGCAUCCCCGGCUGCGGGACGUGCUGCAGGAGCAGAGCUGGCCGGGCCUGGUGCUGCCCUCGGACCUGGACUGCCUGCUGCACAUGAACAACGCCCGCUACCUGCGCGAGGCCGACCUGGCGCGCUGCGCCCACCUGGCGCGCUGCGGCAUCUUCAGCGCCCUGCGCGCCCUGGGGGGCAGCCUCGCGCUGGCCGCCUCCUGCGCCCGCCACCGCCGCCCGCUGCGCCUCUUCGAGCGCUUCGCCGUGCGCACCCGCCUGCUGGGCUGGGACGCCCGCGCCUUCUACCUGGAGCAGCGGUUCCUGAGCCCCCGCGACGGCUUCGUCUGCGCCCUGCUGCUCUGCCGCCUGCACGUGGCCGGCAGCAGCCCCGGGCGCCUGGUGCAGCACCUGUACCAGAGACAGGUGGACUCCCCAGAACUUCCAGAGGAGGUGCAGCAUUGGAUCAGCUACAACGAAGCCAGCAGCCAAAAGCUAAGAGCUGAAAGCGGCCUGGGAAUCAAUACCAAGGAUGAGUAACCAGAUGUUGUUUUCCCCCACCUGUCCUUCUCCAGACUGCAAUAGACCUGUGCUUCAAACAGACCCAAGUCCUGUACUCACUGCAGGUGCUCUUUCUCAUCAGCUUCCCUGCUUAUGCCGCUGCGGAUAAGAGACUGAUCCAGAUUGCCAUCAGCUUCCUAGACAAACAAGCCAAAUGGCUGGCUAGGAAAGGACCCCCGGAAACCCUAUUAAGUUGGUGAAAGCCCUCUCUGAUCUCAGUUGGUACAGUGAGCUCGGUGGUGGCUGGGUAGCACCUAGAGCCCCAGGACAGUGGGGAGUGGCACCUUUUGGUCUUUAGAAGGGAGUUUUCACUCAAAAACGUUAUUUCCAGAGGCUGGUAACGUCAGGAAAACAAAACUUUGGUGCAGCCCAACCUGCAGGGGAUCUGGGGCAUCAGCACAUCUAACAUCCUCCCCCGCAGGAAUUUGAAACAGCCACCCCCACUGGCUGAUGUGCUGAUGCCUCCACUGUACCCACAGUCCUUUGCAGUAGCCCUGCCUCCACACGCCUUCAGUCACUAACACUGCCAGCAGAGGGAGCCCAGGACCUGCUCAGUAACAGGCUCCGUGAAUGAAAAACCUGCUGAUGUAUUGCAAAAGAUAAAGGUACCCCAUGGUAUGCCAGGCUUAUGCCCAAUAGCACUAUUUAGAAAACCCUGACCCCAGCCGCAUUCAUUUAUUAACAACCCUAUCCUAGGAUUUGUCUGUAGGGAAAUACAUCAGUGCCGUGGGGGGGGAGGCUAACGUGGUGUUUGCAAGUAAAUAAGGCUUCACCACAUACAUAUGUUGUCUCCGUCUUUAGACAGAAUGAAUGUGAUCACCAGGGUUAUUCCAAGCGUAUUUCGGAGCAGUAGGUUAGGACUAGGAGCCUCCUGCGUUCCCAUCAUGGCUGUACCACUGAAUUACUAUGUGACUGAGGUCACACAAUCUCUCUGUGUCCUGAAUUACUCAGCUGUGAAAUGGAGAUGCUACCUACCUACCUCCCAGGGGUGGGUGUGAGAACUACCGUAAUUCACUGAUGUUUCUGAAGUGCUUUGAAGAGGAAAAGUGCAGCGCAUGUGCUAAAGUAUCCCCUGGCCCUGCUUUUCUUAUCUCUGUAGCUGCAAAAUCUCUGUAGCUGCAAAUGGGUUGUGCCUCUUCUUGAAAUCCUGAUCUACACAAAGUCCUAGGAGUGCUGGUUCAAGGUGUUAGCUAAGAGCUUUCCUAAUGCCUUCUAAAAGGUCGUAGUGUAGACAAAGCGGUGUAUACGGCACAUGGUAAUAUCUACACUAGACUAUUAGAACAUGUCAUAAUGUCUUAGCUAACAACACACCGUGAAAUCCUAGUUGAGGUGAAGCCUUUGAGUUUCUGCACUUGGGAAAAUUGGGACUGUAACACUCCACUGGUAGUGUAGUUGUAAACAGGAUUCAGAGCAGGGUUAGAGGAUGCUGGGGUAAAAACAUGGGAGCCCAUUCAGUGCUACAAUCUCCCUUCAUUGGUACGAACCAUUGGAGCGGCAGGAAAAACACAAAUGGCCCCAGCGUAGACAUGACCCAGGUGUUGCAACCUGCUUUAGAGCAGGACUCAGGGAAUUCAGGUCCCCUUUGCCCAUGUAAGCAAACAGGGCAAUUUCCUUUCUGAUUGUUGGAUAUUUGAUUCUAUUUAUAUUUAGAACAGUUCUUGUUAUGUACUUUGUAAAUGGAAGAUUGCUGUAUAUUACGCUAACGUUUUCCUCUUAUGAGCACUUUACACCAGAACUGUAUUGAGGGAACAUGCUUGGAAGUGUGGCUAACCUGUGAAUUUGUGCAUGUGUUCUGUAAUCUAAAUACCACCGCUUCCUGCGGUGGUCUGAACCCAGACAGUGAGAUAGCUGUGAAUUGCCUCUGAAUAUAUAUUUGCCUCUUCUAAUGGU